This is a messenger RNA of Sphenostylis stenocarpa, 987 nucleotides long. The record is from the annotation of a GenBank genome assembly. Lineage: Eukaryota; Viridiplantae; Streptophyta; Magnoliopsida; Fabales; Fabaceae.
AUGGCUGUGGAACUCAUGGGGUUCCCCCAAAUCGACGAUCAAAAGGCCAUCCAAGAGGCUGCAUCGGAAGGCCUCAAGGGGAUGGAGCACCUGAUCCGAGUCCUCUCCCACCAACCCUCUCACUUGAACACCGACCUCACCGACGUUACCGUCUCCAAGUUCAAGAAACUCAUCUCCCUCCUCAACCGAACUGGCCACGCCCGGUUCAGACGCGCUCCGGUUCACGCCUCUGAACCGGUUCAAUCCCCCGCGCCUCUUCAAACCCUCGCACCGCUUCACAAUUCCGCAUCCGCACCGGUCCAUCUUCCUCCUCCGCAAAACGCGAACCUCUCUCUGCCGGCGCUCUUCGCGUCGCCUGCGCCUGUUCACCACGCGCCGGGGAGCGUCACGCUCGACUUCACCAAGCCGCACAACGCGCUCAGGAGCUCGAAGGCGAAGUCCUUGGAGCUCGAGUUCUCGAAGGAGACAUUCAGCGUUUCCUCCAACUCCUCUUUCAUGUCCUCAGCCAUCACCGGCGACGGCAGCGUCUCCAACGGCAAGCUUUUCCUCCCGCCGCCGCCCCCUGCAACCUCAGGCGGUAAGCCGCCGGCGUUCAAGAAACGCUGCCUAGAACACCGCGAACACUCCGAUGACGUCUCCGGAUCCGGCAAGUGCCACUGCGUCAAGCGAAGGAAAAAUAGGGUGAAGAAGACUGUGAGAGUGCCGGCGAUAAGUUCGAAGAUCGCCGAUAUUCCGCCGGACGAAUACUCGUGGAGGAAGUACGGUCAAAAACCGAUCAAGGGUUCACCAUACCCUAGGGGCUAUUACAAGUGCAGCACGGUGAGAGGGUGUCCCGCGAGGAAACACGUGGAGCGUGCACCAGAUGAUCCGUCGAUGCUGAUAGUGACGUACGAGGGGGAGCACAGGCACGCGGUUCAGGGCGCGAUGCAGGAGAACGCAGCCGGAGUGGUGGGUUUGGUAUUCGAGUCAACGCAGAAAGUGGAAUAA